Molecule: messenger RNA, 4922 nt
Organism: Bubalus bubalis (water buffalo)
Lineage: Eukaryota; Metazoa; Chordata; Mammalia; Artiodactyla; Bovidae
Gene: ARL5C
Product: ADP ribosylation factor like GTPase 5C
Exons: 8
Coding region: 3304-3945 (213 amino acids)
Biological process (GO): intracellular protein transport; protein localization to Golgi membrane; vesicle-mediated transport
Cellular component (GO): cytoplasm; trans-Golgi network
Molecular function (GO): GTPase activity; GTP binding
Source: RefSeq, a predicted model, not a curated record
UGGUGAUGGACAGGGAGGCCUGGUGUGCUGUGAUUCAUGGGGUCGCAAAGAGUCGGACUCGACUGAGUGACUGAACUGAACUGAACUGUGUGAGAGAGAGAGAGGCAUGUGGAUGACUGUGGGUGAUGGUCUUCCCAGAGAUAGAGGAAGCAAGUGAAAAAACCAGGUUAGAGGCAGACAUUAGUUUUGGACAAAGUGGGCACAAGCCUAAGUGGGAGCCGCAGACAGCUCCUCCUGUGGGAGGACAUCCAAAAGGGAAAGAGCAGAAAACAGGCUCUGUCUGGGCUCCACAGAGAACUCCAUCUGCAGUGGAUCCUGGUAUUUUCAAUCAAAGGCAGGGAUCAUUAGCUUCAGUUUACAGAUAAAGCUCUGUGAGGUUAAGCAGUUUGACUAUAGCUACACAGCCAUCAAGCAAGGACUUGAACUGAGAUCUUCAGAUUUCAAGUUCCGUGGUGUCCAUGACCUCCAAGUCUUGUGCUGAUUCCCCUGGCCCAGGGUGCCCUGGUUUCUGCAAGGGGAGGGGUGCGGGGCAGGAAGAAGCAGGUGUCCGAGUAUGUUUCUGUCUUCUCGCCGUGUGCCUUCUGCUUGAAAUUGCAUUCGCCCGGAACUUGCAGGCAGGGGCGUUUCUAGGUGGUUUGGAGAUAUUGAGCGAUGAGGGGAGAGAGAUUCUUGUCUCUUGGUAACCACCAACCCUCAACCAUCACACGAUAAGCAUGUUGGUGGUUGUCAACAUGUGAGGAUUUCAACGACCAUGAAGUCGGUUCGGACUAGGCCCAGAGAGGCUGAUGCUCCUACCGCAGCCACCUCAGGGACUCAGGAACUGAGAUGCUGGGGACACCUCCUACCUCCCUCCUUGACUGCUUCUGUCUUUUCAGUAGUUUCUGCCCCAGAGUGAGCUGAGGUCAGAGAGAUUGAAGCUUUCCCUCAUGCUAAAAAAUGAGAGCUGAGUUGUGACCACCAGGACCUGGGAGCAGGCCAGAAGAUGGGGUGGUUUCCAGCUCAGUAACCUCAAGAAAAAAAUCUUAGCCCCAGUAAUCACAUCAGCAGACAAGUGUGCCUUGGCUCCCUUCUAAAUCAGGCCUUCCCUCCACUGUCUCUUUUUUAGUUGUUUUUUGGGUGUGUAUAUUUGUCUCCCUAACUAGAUGGCAAGCUCCAUAAGACCCGGACAGGGCCUGUUUUGUCUGCUUGGCAUGUUUCUAAUUCCUGACUCAUAUUUGUCAAAUAAAUGAAUGAGUGCCCCCUGAAGAUCCUACCGCUGGGCCUCACAGCAGAGGCAGCUCAUGUCUGUUUACUGAAUGUGCUCCAGUGAGCAGAAACAGUCACUUUCAAUUCUGCAAUUGAUGGUGGGGGCAGGGUGCACUAAGAGGUUCCUUCCCUCUUCCCACCCUCCAACCCCCCCAGGAAACAGAUGGUAAAAAUGCUUUAAAUAUUGCUGCUUCCCCUAGCACAUUUCUGAGCCUCUACCCUACCCCACCCCAGCGCAGCCCAGCCCAUUUUUAACUAGGGCUGAAAUGGAAUCAGCCUAGAUGGGCUCUGGUAGUCAAUUCUCCUUCCAUCUAACUCUGGGCACCACUCUGGGUGGGAUGAAAAUUCUGUAUUUAGUGAACUUUUCCCUCUUCUCUCCACAAGCUACCCAGUCCUCUUCAACUUCCAUUCAUAAUCCUUUUUUAAUACUCCAAACACCAUUUCUCAGGCUGUAACUUAGCUUAUAGCCCUUCAGUCCAAAAGCAACACAUCCCCACUGUGCACCAGGCUCUGGGCUGAUGGGGAGUGGGUGGUGGGGAAUACACAGGUGAGAGAGACAUGACCCCGCCCUCUAGGACUCACAGUUGAUUGGAGAAAGCAGACAGGCCAGUUAUCAUCUCAGUGUAGAAAGGAAGCCCCAUUUGACUGGAGAACCAGACCAGGGCUUGGGAAGAAAGUGGCUUAUGUAGUGGGCACUUGAAGGGAUUUAGGAACCCACCUCUCUGAGAAGGUGAAAGGCGCUCAAAUGGAGGAAACGCAGAAGCAAAAUCAUAGUUGGGCAUGUGUGGACAAGAACCAUGGAUGCAGAGCAUGGGGGAUAACCCACAAAGGCGGGUGGGACAUUGUUCUUGGGGGUUCUUGAAUGUCAGGUGGGGAGAUGGAUCUGAAUUCAGUGGGAAACAGGGAGACAUUGAAGGUUUAUGAGCUGUGGAGUAACAGACUCUGAGCUGUGCUUGAGAAAGAUUCAUAGGGCUGUGAGGCAGAUGCUCUAGGUAAAGGGGAGGCAGGAAGACCAGUUAAAAAGUUGUUCUCUUUGGAGAGAGGAGCACUGAUGGGCUGUGGGUGGGCAGUGGCAGUGGGCUGGAAGAAGCUGAGUCUCUUGUGUGGUGAUGGGUCUCUCUUAACUGCCCCCUCCUCCUGAUGUUGGUUUGCUUUCUUCACAUCUCCUUUUGUCUUCUGGUUUCCCCCAGUUUAUGCAAAGAAGGAAAUUCACACACAAACAACAACAAGCAGUUCCCCACUUCCUCUGUCUCCUCCAGCCUGGUUCUCUCUUGGCCAGGGCUCUCCUUCGCUGCAUCUCAGGAUCCUGGACCCCUUUGUAGGGUCUUCUUGGCUGAAGGCUCUCUCUUUGCUCCAUCCCUAUCUUCAGAUGCCCACUCUUGGGAAUCAGAAAGCUAUGUCCAAGCAGGUGGUUUGCCAGCAAAUCAUGGGAGCAGCACUGCUUUACUCCUAGGAGUUGCCCAUCACCAAGGAGCCUAGCUGGACAUCCAGCCCUCCCUAAGGGAGCUCACCUGAAGGAGGCCUAAAGGCCCACACUGAUGAAACAGCUGGAGACCUGUUGAGGGUUGGAACAUUCUCCCAGCUCAGAGAGGAUCCAUGAGCCCUCUCUGCAUCACACAGCUAGUAGGUACAGAAGGUGGAUAGCUUAGGGUUUUGCUUGUUUUGAGUGCCCCAGAGAUGGCACUUGGAGAAGCGAGAGCUGGCAUCUAGUGUGGGGCCCUGUGCUAGGUCUCCUGAUUUGCAGGGGACACUGGUCCACCCAGAGAACUCAGGGGUUUCCUCAGGGUGAGGGGGAAGAUGUAAAUUCUGGACCCCGUUUUCCUUGCACCUCCAGGGCUCUGGUAGCUCAUUGUCCCUGUAAGGUCCAUGGCGCCCUCCUGGGGCCAGAGUCCCAGGGGAUUCCCAGGCCCCUUAGGGGACAGACUCGCGGGGCUUUGGGGACCUCAUAGGCAAAGUUUGUGACAGCCUUCCCCAGGGGGCGGGGCUCCAAGCAUCUGGGCUCGACCUGGGCCCCCGAAGACCCCCCGAGUCCUAGCCCCGUCUGACUCGGGACGUGCCAUGGGACAACUGAUGGCCAAGUUGAUGAGCAUCUUCUGGGAACGGGAGCACAAGGUUAUCAUCGUGGGACUGGACAAUGCAGGGAAGACCACCAUUCUCUACCAGUUCCUGACAAAUGAGGUGGUCCAUACACGUCCCACCAUCGGUAGUAAUGUGGAGGAGAUUGUUCUGCAAAAGACCCACUUCCUCAUGUGGGACAUAGGAGGACAGGAGUCUCUGCGCUCCACCUGGAACACGUACUACUCCAACACUGAGCUUUGUCUGCUUGCUGGCAGCUUUCUGUUUGAUGCAUCGGAUGGGUUCAUCAUCCUUGUGAUUGACAGCACAGACCGGGAUCGGCUGCUGACCACUCGAGAGGAGCUGUAUAAGAUGCUGGCCCAUGAGGCUCUACGAGAUGCUUCCAUCCUCAUCUUUGCCAAUAAGCAGGACAUGAAGGACUCCAUGACCAUCAUGGAGAUCUCCCAGUUCCUCACCCUUAGUGCCAUCAAAGACCACCCGUGGCACAUACAGGGCUGCUGUGCCCUCACCGGGGAAGGGGGUCCUGGAACCCUGGAACUCCAUGGAUACAGAGAAACGACUGUACUUUGUGCCAGGCUGCCUGCCGGGCUGCAGUGGAUGCAGUCUCAGGCCACUGCCAAUUGAUGUCCCAGCCUGAGGCCAACCAGAAACUUGGAGGGUUUUGCAUGGACUAUGUGGGUACAAAACCCAAGUGACUAUUAUUUUUCUAUGACGCUGUAGUGACCAGGGGCAUCUAUGGAUGGUGAAAUUGCCAUUGUCUACCUAACCCCCCCACUGAGGAGCUAGAUGGAGCACCCUGAGUUGCUGCAAACAGGACAGCAGAAAAGCUGCCCUUCGCUCCAUGGAAGCAGGCAUCCUUCUUGGAGACACCAGGGGAUGUCUGUUGGAUGUGUUGGGGGAUCAGGAAGUGUAGCCCCCUCCCUCAGCCCUCAACCUCUCUGUAGGAAAAAUGGAGGGCCGAGUAAGAGACCCCUGUAAUUGUUCUUUAUUUCCUAGACCUCUACCCCAACCCCUUAACCCCCACUCCAGCUUUCUGGCCCCUUAGCCAUCUUUGUCCCAUACGCUUCGGUCAAAGGAGAUUCUAGAAAGGCGAAGGGGCUGGCUCAGGGGUAGCUCAGUCGUGUCCAACUCUUUGCAACCCCAUGGACUGUAGCCUACCAGGCUCCUCCCUCCAUGGGAUUCUCCAGGCAAGAGUACUGGAGUGGAUUGCCAUUUCCUUCUCCAGGGGAUCUUCCCGACAUGGGUCUCCCACAUUCCAGGCAGACACUUUAACCUCUGAGCCACCAGGGAAGGGGGGCAGAGCCAAAGCCUGAGAGGGGAGAGGGUGGAGGACCAGACCUUCCAGCCAGAGACAGGUCCUCACACUGCAGGGGGUUCCACUCCUUCCCCACCUUCUUGUUCCCUCUGAGAUGCUGGGUCUGACCACAGCUUUUGAGCUUUAAGCUACCCCUUCACUCCCAGUAUCCUUCCAGUGUGAAUCCCACUCCUCCAAUAUCCCAGAUUCCUACAGCAUUUGUUUAUCUUGUCUUUUUGUAGUGAUUUUUUUCCCACACCGUAGUAGGAAUUUUAUGAAGGUAUAAUAAAUGCCAUUGAAAACUGCU